Messenger RNA from Paramecium pentaurelia, 360 nucleotides. The record is from the annotation of a GenBank genome assembly. Lineage: Eukaryota; Ciliophora; Oligohymenophorea; Peniculida; Parameciidae.
GUAUGAGUGGAGCAAGCCCUGUUCAUCAAUAAUUAUAAAAAACAUUAGAUGUUGUUCAAAGAGGAUUUGAAGAAGUAGUCUAAAAUAUUCCUAAACAAUAUCAUGAGUAAUGUAUGAGUUAAAAUGGCAAAAAUGUAGAGAAAUAUGCAUAAUGUAUAAUUAAUUCAUAAUUUUCAAAAGGUAUGUAUCAAAAAAGCAAAAAUGUUGACAAAUAAAUGAAAGCCUUUGAUUUUAAAAUGCUCUUUAUGGGAAUUACAUUUGAAUAAUGCAUUAAGGCAACCCCAUAAGAUUAAUGUAUUUAGAAUGCAAAAUCUACUGUUGAAGGUUUCAUCAAUGAUUUUUAGAAGAUUGUUAAAUGAA